GCUAGUUCUUUUUCACGCCGUCGCUGCGCCACGCUGGUUGGCAGAUGGUAGUUUUUAAUAAUUCGUGAAAAAAUAAAUUAUAACUCGCGAAUAAAUCUAAACAUCACCCGCGAUGGCAAAAUUCGAUUUAACCACCCGCAUGGGGCAGUAUCUUGACCGGCAUCUUGUGUUCCCACUGCUGGAAUUCUUGUCGGCCAAAGAGAUUUACGACGAAAAUGAGUUGCUUAAGGCGAAGUUGGACAUUCUUAGUAAGACUAACAUGAUUGACUACACCAUUGACAUUAGGAAACAGCUCUAUCCCAAGGAUGAAGUGCCUGAAACCUUGAAGUCUAGGAGGGCUCAUGUUGUUUCUCAACUUCAAGAACUGCAGCAGGAAGUUGAGCCUAUCUUACAGAUUAUGGGCAAUGCUGAGGCUAUGAAGAGUAUGGAGAACCUUAGGGACUCAAAGGCUCUGAUUAACUUCUUGUCUAAGGAAUACAAUUUUGAGAUUGGAAAGAUUGAAAGCCUGCAUAAACUGGCAAAGUACCGCUACGAAUGCGGCAACUACUCAGUCUCUACUUCGUAUUUAUACUUCUGCAUGCUCGUCCUGCCUCAAAAUGACAAGAACUACCUGUCAGUAUUGUGGGGCAAGCUUGCCUCCGAAAUUCUCGGCCAAAACUGGGAGUCUGCGCUCGAAGAUUUAAACAAAUUGCGCGAGUACAUCGACUCGAGUCCCAAUCACGGCGGUAACAAUCUCCACUUGCUACAGCAGCGCACUUGGCUCAUCCAUUGGUCGCUCUUCGUCUUCUUCAAUCACGCACAGGGACGCGAACUCAUCAUUGAGAUGUUCCUCUACAGACCACACUACCUCAACGCCAUCCAGACGAUGUGCCCACACAUCCUGCGUUACUUGGCCACCGCCGUGAUUAUAAACCGCGGUCGUCGUUCAGCGUUGAAAGACCUCGUCAAGGUGAUCCAACAAGAAGGCUACACCUAUCGUGAUCCCAUCACUGAAUUCUUGGAACAUUUAUAUGUUAACUUUGAUUUUGACGGGGCGAGACAGAAGUUGCACGAAUGCCAGACAGUUGUUUUCAACGACUUCUUCCUGAUUUCUUGUUUGGAUGAGUUUGUCGAGAAUGCGCGUUUGAUGAUCUUCGAGACAUUCUGCAGGAUUCACCAGUGUAUUAGUAUUGGCAUGUUGGCUGAAAAGUUGAACAUGAAUCCCGACGAGGCCGAGUGCUGGAUUGUGAAUUUGAUUAGGAAUGCGCGGUUGGACGCUAAGAUUGAUUCCAAGCUCGGACAUGUUGUCAUGGGUGCACAACCGUUGAGUCCGUAUCAGCAGUUGAUUGAGAAGAUUGAUUCACUGUCAGUACGAUCGGAGACGCUCUGCGGCUUAAUUGAGAGGAAAAUAAAAGCCAGGACAGACAUUCGUUGGGGAAACCAAGAGUUUUAAGCAUAAGAGGAGUAUGAGUAUUGUUCUGCAACAAUUUGUAUAUGAAAAACAAAUAAAACUUUUUAUAUACAAA
Molecule: messenger RNA, 1505 nt
Organism: Dalotia coriaria
Lineage: Eukaryota; Metazoa; Arthropoda; Insecta; Coleoptera; Staphylinidae
Gene: eIF3e
Product: eukaryotic translation initiation factor 3 subunit e
Exons: 4
Coding region: 113-1432 (439 amino acids)
Biological process (GO): translational initiation
Cellular component (GO): eukaryotic translation initiation factor 3 complex; nucleus; cytoplasm
Molecular function (GO): translation initiation factor activity
Source: RefSeq, a predicted model, not a curated record